Episyrphus balteatus (marmalade hoverfly) is the source of this 1476-nucleotide messenger RNA. RefSeq names its product vitellogenin-1-like. The transcript has 5 exons. Gene Ontology annotation, biological process: lipid metabolic process. Gene Ontology annotation, molecular function: lipase activity. Lineage: Eukaryota; Metazoa; Arthropoda; Insecta; Diptera; Syrphidae. The record is from RefSeq and is a predicted model, not a curated record. Bases 162 to 1349 code for a protein of 395 amino acids.
UAAAACACAUUGAUUCUUUGUAAAGAACGCAAACGAACCAAGUUUAUCAAGUUAAUUUUCAGUUGAAACUAAGCUUUUUAACAGACAUUGCUAUUGAUUUGAUAGCCAUAAAUUUAUUUUAUUAAUUUGUCUUUUUACUUUAAUUUCAGACAAAAAUCACAAUGAAGUUGAUUUUAUUGUUAUAUCUUGUGUGCCAUCUAACUCUCAUCAAAGCUUCUCCCCAUCCACGUCCAAUUAAUUUCGGUUCCGUUGGAAAUGUCUUCUCAUCCUCACGAGAUAUUGGUGUUGGUAUUGUUAGCAAUGCAGGAAAUUUCCUGCCAACACCCAAAGGCUUAUUCGAAUCUGGCAAGAACGUAAUAGCUGGUUAUCCAUUUGAAUUUGUCUCAUCAUCAAUUAAUGCAAUUUGCUCAGCAGCAGUAUCAACAAAUGCAGUUAUUCCCAAAAUAACCCCUGACAUCAAUAAAAUGCAAUUCCAACUACGAACGCCAUGCAAAAAGUACAGUUUCCCCUUGAUGCAUGCCAAUGAGAUGUGGAAGAGUCCCGAAUUCGAUAAGACUAAGAAAACAGUGAUCUUAGCCACUGGCUGGACAACAACUGUCAACGAAACGGACACAAUUUCCCAAAUGGCUCAAGCCUAUCAUUGUCGAGGCGAUGUUAACUUUAUUGCGGUUGAUGUUGCAUCGUAUGUGGACACUUUAUACACAUGGUCGGCAUUGAACACGGAGGAAAUCGGUGAAAAUAUAGGAAAGGGUCUGGUGCAACUGAGUGAGAUAAUUCCGCUGGAAAACAUUCAUUUGAUUGGACAUAGUUUGGGAGCACAUAUUGUCGGUGCAGCCGGACGUACAUUCAAUUACCUUACCGGUAAGCAAAUACCACGCAUCACAGGCCUGGACCCAGCCAAGCCGUGUUUCAAUGAGGGCGAGAAUUUAUCGGGACUGUUGCGUGGCGAUGCCGAUUUCAUAGACGUCAUUCAUAGUAAUCCAGGUGUGUUGGGUAAGAGGGAUCCCAUGGGGGAUGUGGAUUUCUAUCCAGGUGGGUUGGAUCCGUUGCCCAGCGGAUGUCUGUCGGUUGUGUGUGCUCAUGAGCGUGCUUGGCUGUACUAUACGGAAUCGGUUUAUCCCGGGAAUGAGAAUAAUUUUAUGGCGGUGCGUUGUAGCUCAUUAACGAGAUUAAAAAACAAUAAAUGUCCGGGUCGAUCAUAUCCCAUGGGAUAUGCUUCACCGAAAUAUUUGAAGGGAAAUUACUUCCUGGAUGUGAAUGGUGCAGCUCCGUUUGGCAUGGACGGAAAUAAGGCUAGAGAUGAGCGAAAGCAGGAUUGCGGAUUGUGCCGCAAUAAUGGUGGGAGUUAAGUUAAAAUUGAAAAAUUACAGUAGGUUGUUAUAAAUAUUGUAUGUGUAGUAGUGUUUGCAUUGUUUAUAAUAUUUACAUUUUACUGGACGAAAAAUAAAGGAAAUAUUUUGAUUAAUUAGCAAAUAA